UCAGUAUAUAGUUUGAAUCAGGCUUAAAUAAAUCGACUAGAAUUAAACCCAUUACUUUGUCAUUACUAGUGCCAUCCUCUUGGUUCACAGCAUUUCAUUCUUCCAUGUCCAGGAUUUUCAUGUGUUUCUGGAAGGAAUGCAUUUACGUAUGCUGCUCUGGGUCCCGCUGAUUCCCACCUCAACAGAGAGAAGUGUCACAUUUCAGCAUCUGGUUUUCAUAGCCAAUACAGGAUGUUGUCGGAGUACAAUAAAACAAAAGUACUUUAGAAUGAAACAGAAUUGGUCUGGACACUUUUUGUUGAGGUGAGAACAGCUGUUUGUCGUUUUUGUGAGGUUUUCUUUCUUUCUUUCUUUUCUUUUUUUUCUUCUGAAGCAAACAGGCAGUUCGGUCCACAAGAGAAUGCUGGAGAAAACUGUCGUCUCAUUGGAAGGAGCACAUCUUCACACUUUCACAUGUGGGACCGCUGCGUACACCAAAAUGAUCUGGACCACUUUAUUUCUGCAUCUUCUUGCAUAAUCAGCUGUGAAUACUAGCAGUACUAAUCGCAAUGAUCCUGCUAUAUUGACUGGGGAAUCUGAGGACGCCUCUCUACAAGGCCAAAAAGAGCAUUAUAACAGAGAUGCAGACAAAGACAAAUGCACUAUGCCAUGUGAAAUGACUGCAAAGCUAAUGCGUGAUGAGAAACAUUCCUUGUGUAAUAACCUCCAGCAUACCAUAGUGUCAUAUACAAGAAACACUAGGAAGUUGAUCAGAGAUCUCAUUGAUGAACAGCAGAAAUCCUCAGAAUUUCUAUCAAAUCAGAUAACCGAGCUUAUGGCCAAAGUAAACACACUCAGUUCAGAUGUGCAGAGAAGCAACAGUGACAUCUUUUCGGUAAAGCCCAUGGAGUCCCACGGGAAAGACUGUAGUGACAUCCAAGAGACGCUAGGUGCCGUUUCUCCAAAAAUCCCUAGCGGGAUUUAUAUAAUUCAGCCAGAAAACACAGAUGUUUCCUUUGAGGUGUUCUGUGAGAUGGAUUACAUGGAGGGUGGAUGGACAGUAAUACAGAGACGGAUGGAUGGUCUCACUGACUUCAAACAAAUGUGGUCACAGUACUUGGAUGGAUUUGGACAUUUACCAGGUGAACACUGGUUGGGUUUGAGAAAAAUCUUCAAUAUUGUCAAUCAAAGAAACACACGCUUCCAGCUGCACGUGUCUCUGGUCUCGCAAGAUGACACCACCGCCUAUGCUUCAUAUGACAAUUUCUGGCUUGAAGACGAGACUAAAUUCUUUGCAAUACACCUUGGCAGAUAUGCUGGUAGUGCAGGUGAUGCUUUUCGAGGGUAUGACCAAGAGCAGAAUCAAGACACAGCCCCUUUCAGUACCUCUGAUGUUGACAAUGACGGUUGUUCUCCAUUCUGCACUUUUGCUAAUAAAGCUGUUGAGAGCUGCAGUGUGAACCAGAAUAACACAGGAUGGUGGUUUAAUCAGUGUGGCAAGGCAAAUCUGAAUGGCUCACCACUGGACCAAGAUCUCUCCACCCAGACACAUAUGCACUGGGACACCUGGACCAAAAAUGGCACACUUGUCAAAAUCAAAUCGGUGACUAUGAAGAUCAGAAGAGUUGAGAUCCCGAAUUUAAAAUAAAUCGCUGAAGCUUUGGAAGCUUUUGCAUUAAAGUGGAACAACUUAUCAUCUGGAGUCACUAAAAACUUGCACUUUUUUCUGUGAGCUUUUCUAAAAAAGCAAAGAAUGAACCUUUUGGCAUUGUGAUUAAGUCCACCAUGUUUUUUAAUCCUGGGUCACGGCCCAAAAUAUUCAU
Molecule: messenger RNA, 1802 nt
Organism: Carassius auratus (goldfish)
Lineage: Eukaryota; Metazoa; Chordata; Actinopteri; Cypriniformes; Cyprinidae
Gene: angptl5
Product: angiopoietin-like 5
Exons: 8
Coding region: 644-1627 (327 amino acids)
Source: RefSeq, a predicted model, not a curated record